AGCUCCUCCCUGCUCCCGUUGCCAUACUCCAUCUCACUCUGCCUUCCAAACAAAUUACUCCCUUUAUCUGUGCCUCUGCAGAGCUCGCCUGCAGAACCAGCCGUGUCAGUGUGUGGAUCUGCAGGACAGGGAGCAGCUUUGCAAUGAAGAGGGAGAGCCGGUUGGUUCGUUGGAUCUUUUGGACAAUAGUUGUGUUGGCUUUGUUCCUGCUCGGUUUCAGCAUCGGCUGGUUUGCACAUCGUUCAAAUGCUACCUCUCAUAAGCACAAGCCUUCAGGUGAUUACCUUAAGGAGUUUCUGGAUGAAAUGCAGACAGACCUGAUCAGAGACCAUCUCAGGAAAUUCACCCGCCUCCCACAUCUAGCUGGAACUGAGCAGAACUUGAAAUAUGCAGAGCAGAUCAUGAAGGAGUGGAAGGACUUUGGGUUGGAUUCAGUGGAGAUGGUGCCCUAUGACAUCCUGUUGUCCUAUCCGGACAAAUCACAACCAAACUACAUCUCCAUAGUGGAUCACAGUGGGAACGAGGUUUUUAACACCUCCUUGGCUGAGCCGGUUCCACAAGGCUAUGAAGACGUCUCCAACAUUGUGCCUCCAUACAGUGCUUAUUCACCCAAAGGGCAUCCUCAGGGAGAAUUGGUUUACGUCAACUACGGACGAACAGAGGACUUUUUCCAGCUAGAGAGAGAGAUGGGUAUCAAUGCAACAGGAAAGAUUGUGAUUGUCAGAUACGGGAAAAUAUUCAGAGGCAAUAAGGUGAAGAAUGCCAUGUUAGCAGGAGCUAAAGGAGUCAUCAUGUUCUCAGAUCCUGCAGAUUAUUGGGCAGCAGGAGUCCAGCCUUACCCUGAUGGUUGGAACCUGCCUGGUGGAGGAGUUCAGAGAGGAAAUGUUCUCAACCUAAAUGGAGCAGGAGACCCCCUCACACCUGGAUACCCAGCUAAAGAUUACACCUACAGACUUAACCUGGAGGAAGGAGUAGGACUUCCCAAGAUUCCUGUUCAUCCAAUCGGCUUUCAUGAUGCAAUCCACCUCCUAAAAAACAUGGGGGGACAGAUUCCACCCAACAACUGGAAAGGAGCUCUGAAUGUGUCAUACAAGACUGGUCCAGGCUUCACAGACGACUUUAAGAGCCAGAAGGUGCGAAUGAACAUCUACAGUAACAACCAGGUAGCCAGGGUCUACAAUGUCAUUGGGAAGAUCAGAGGAGCUCUGGAGCCAGACAGGUAUGUUAUUCUGGGAGGGCACCGUGAUGCCUGGGUGUUUGGAGGAAUUGACCCAAUGUCUGGUGCAGCAGUCGUCCAUGAAACUGUGAGGAGUGCCGGCAAGAUGGUAAAGAAAGGGUGGAGGCCUAGGAGGACUAUAAUAUUUGCCAGCUGGGAUGCAGAGGAGUUUGGGCUGCUGGGAUCAACAGAAUGGGCUGAGGACAAUGCAAGGCUGCUACAGGAGAGAGCUGUGGCUUACAUCAACGCAGACUCUGCUAUAGAGGGUAUGUACACACUGAGGGUUGACUGCACUCCAUCAAUGCACACAUUAGUGUACAAUCUUACCAAACAGAUAGCCAGUCCAGAAGAAGGAGAGGAAGAAAUGUCUCUGUAUGAGAGUUGGCAUAAAAGGGACAACUGGACCAAUGACCGUGACGCACCUCGGAUCAGUAAACUGGGGUCAGGCAGUGAUUUUGAAGCCUAUUUCAUCCGGCUGGGGAUUGCUGCAGGCAGAGCCAGAUACACUAAGAACAAGGCAAAAGAGCGAUACAGUAGCUACCCUGUCUAUCAUAGUGUGUAUGAAACCUUUGAGAUAGUGGAGAGGUUUUAUGACCCCACCUUCAGGAGGCUUCGAGCCGUAGCUCAGGUGAGAGGAGGUCUCAUCUUCUUGUUGGCAGAUUCCCAGGUGCUUCCUCUUGACCCUACUGAGUACGCUAACUCCCUGAGGAAGUACGCAACGAGCAUCGCAGGCAUGGCACAGGCAGUCCCAGAACAAAUGGAAACUUACAAAGUGUCAUUUGAGCCUCUGUUUUCUGCUGUGGAUAACUUCACUGCUGCAGCCGGAGAUUUCCAUGAGCACCUGCGAACUCUGAACACUGAGGAUCCUUUACAGGUGCGAAUCAUGAACGACCAGCUCAUGUACCUAGAGAGAGCCUUCAUCGACCCGCUUGGCUUACCAGGCAGACCCUUUUACAGGCAUGUGAUUUUUGCUCCCAGCAGCCAUAACAAAUAUGCAGGGGAGUCUUUUCCUGGGAUAUACGACGCACUGUUUGACAUUGAGAACUCAGCUGACCCAGAGAAGGCCUGGCAGGAAGUGAAGCGCCAAAUCAGCAUAGCAGCAUUCACAGUCAACGCUGCUGCCAUGACUCUGAUACAACCUGCAUGAAAGCACGAGCUGAGACACUGAAAUAUAAAGAUAUUGUUAUAUCACAAUGUGAUAUUUUUUUCCAAACACAGAGAGGCAAACCAAUCCCUGUAUCUCAUGAGGUCCAUUUUCCAGACCUAAAAUGAUGGAUGUGAAUGCUUUAAAAAAGC
Messenger RNA from Cyprinodon tularosa, 2512 nucleotides. It is a transcript of the gene naalad2, whose product is annotated as N-acetylated alpha-linked acidic dipeptidase 2. The transcript is spliced from 20 exons. Bases 144 to 2363 code for a protein of 739 amino acids. Lineage: Eukaryota; Metazoa; Chordata; Actinopteri; Cyprinodontiformes; Cyprinodontidae. Gene Ontology annotation, molecular function: carboxypeptidase activity. The record is from RefSeq and is a predicted model, not a curated record.